AAUAGCACAGCAGAUGGACCCCAGCCUGGCUCCCAACUUCACGCCCGUCCUUCGCUCGACCUCCUCCUCCUCCUCCUCUCCCUCCCCACCUCCCGCUCCCGACUCCCGCAAGUCGCCCGCCGAAUACGACCUCGCCUUCCCGCCCUACUCGCUCUCCGCAAACCGCACCCCCCACCAGUCCGCCGAUCUCGAAGAAGUGCCCCACGGCGUCUCCCGCCAGGCCCGCGACCUCGCCUCCUACGAGUUCCCCACCCACCGCCUCGCUGAAGUCCUCCAGGACUCCGCCAUGCAGCCCCUCGUCGUCGUCGCCUGCGGCUCCUUCUCCCCCAUCACAUACCUCCACCUGCGCAUGUUUGAAAUGGCCAUCGACACCAUCCGCGAGACAAACCAGUACGAAGUCGUCGGCGGCUACUACUCCCCCGUCUCCGACCACUACCGCAAGGCCGGACUGGCUCCCGCCAAGCACCGCGUGCGCAUGUGCGAACUCGCCUGCGAGCGCACUUCCUCCUGGCUCAUGGUCGACGCCUGGGAGUCUCUCCAGCCCACAUACCAGCGCACCGCCGUCGUCCUCGACCACUUCAACUACGAAAUCAACGUCCUCCGCCGCGGCGUCAAGACAAAAUCCGGCGAGCGCAGGCCCGUCAAGAUCCUCCUCCUCGCCGGCGGCGACCUCAUCGAGUCCAUGGGCGACCCCAACGUCUGGGCGGACGAGGACCUCCACCACAUCCUCGGCCGCUAUGGCUGUCUGAUCAUCGAGCGCACGGGCUCCGACGUGCGCUCGUUCCUGCUCUCCCACGACAUCAUGUACCAGCACCGGCACAACGUCAUCGUCAUCAAGCAGUUGAUCUACAACGACAUCUCGUCCACAAAAGUGCGGCUCUUCAUCCGUCGCGGCAUGUCGGUCCAGUAUCUUCUGCCAAAUUCCGUCAUCCGCUAUAUCGAAGAGCAUGGUCUGUACGUAGGCAUGAGCGAGCCGGUCUCCAAUGUCCUCAAGUUUUGAUUAGACUGUUUUUGUUUUUGUUUUUGUUUUUUGUUUCUUGUUUAUCCUUUUUGAUUGAUUUGUGUUUGGAGUGAAGGUAAUUCUGUUCAAAGCUAAUGACCAUCCUUCUUUGUCUAUUGUUUAAUACUGUCGUCGUCGUCGUUGUUGUUGUUGAUCCUGGUGCAAGCUGUAGAGAGAGAAAGAGAGUGAAAAUUCGAGACGAGAUACGAAUCGGUGGGGGUUGUUUUUCUUUAUUAUUACUAUAUUUUACGAACGAGGGAAGGGAGAUGUUGAAAAAAGUUGAUCAU
Molecule: messenger RNA, 1287 nt
Organism: Myxozyma melibiosi
Lineage: Eukaryota; Fungi; Ascomycota; Lipomycetes; Lipomycetales; Lipomycetaceae
Exons: 2
Coding region: 14-1000 (328 amino acids)
Biological process (GO): NAD+ biosynthetic process
Molecular function (GO): nicotinate-nucleotide adenylyltransferase activity; nicotinamide-nucleotide adenylyltransferase activity
Source: RefSeq, a predicted model, not a curated record